Molecule: messenger RNA, 7535 nt
Organism: Condylura cristata (star-nosed mole)
Lineage: Eukaryota; Metazoa; Chordata; Mammalia; Eulipotyphla; Talpidae
Gene: MINDY2
Product: family with sequence similarity 63, member B
Exons: 9
Coding region: 108-1982 (624 amino acids)
Biological process (GO): protein K48-linked deubiquitination
Cellular component (GO): cytosol; cell periphery
Molecular function (GO): cysteine-type deubiquitinase activity; K48-linked deubiquitinase activity; cysteine-type carboxypeptidase activity
Source: RefSeq, a predicted model, not a curated record
GCCGCGCAAGGGCGCUGUAGCUGCCAGUGCCGCUGUCAUGGCGUCGGAAGCGCUGGCUGAGGAGAACCCUCCGCGGUGUCUUUAGAGCAAGGGGCGGGCGGCUGGGGAUGGAGAGCGGCCCCGAGAGCCUGCAGCCGCUGGAACACGGGGCGGCGGCCGGGCCUGCGCCAGGCACAGAUUUUCCGCCGGAGGGGCAGCUGGAAAGCCGGCUGGCCGCUGGGGAUGGUCCUGGAGUAUGGGCGGCGGAGAGCAGCGGUGGGAAUGGGCAGGGGGCGGCGGCCGCCGGGAGGAGCCUCCCGGACUCGGCUUCUGCCGCGGACUCUCCUCAGGUUCCCGGACCCUGCAGAACCUGCCCAGACUUGGACUUGAAGGAGAGCGAUUUGGAGAGUCCUGUUGCCCAGAAGGCGCCUCUGAGAGGGCAGCACAAGGUGACCGUCUCUCCGGACACAGCCGAGGCCGGAGCGGGCCGUGGGCUAGGUCCGACGGGAGUCUCGGCCGCCCGCCCGGAUCGUGCAGGCACCUGCCGGGUCGAAUCGGCGGCCGCUGGCUCCGGGGAGCCCUGCUGCGCCGGCGGCCUCAGCAGCAGCUGCAGCGACCCGAGCCCGCCAGGGGAAUCGCCGAGCCUGGACUCCCUGGAGUCGUUCUCUAACCUGCAUUCUUUCCCCAGUAGCUCCGAGUUCAAUAGUGAGGAGGGAGCGGAGAAUAGGGUCCCAGAGGAGGAGGAGGGCGCGGCGGUGUUGCCCCGGGCUGUUCCUCUCUGCCGGGAGGAGGAGGAGGUGGAGGAGGAGGAGGAGGCAGCUCUGGUGCUGGCGGCCUCCAAGGACCGUUUCCCGGGACAGUCUGUCUAUCACAUCAAGUGGAUCCAGUGGAAGGAAGAGAACACACCCAUCAUCACCCAGAAUGAGAACGGACCCUGCCCUUUGCUGGCCAUCCUCAAUGUUUUGCUUCUGGCCUGGAAGGUGAAACUUCCACCGAUGAUGGAAAUCAUAACUGCUGAACAACUGAUGGAAUAUUUAGGAGAUUACAUGCUCGAAGCAAAGCCAAAAGAAAUUUCAGAAAUUCAACGUCUAAACUAUGAACAGAAUAUGAGUGAUGCUAUGGCAAUUUUGCACAAACUACAGACAGGCUUGGAUGUAAAUGUAAAAUUUACUGGUGUUCGAGUGUUUGAAUAUACGCCGGAAUGCAUAGUUUUCGAUCUCCUUGAUAUUCCUUUGUACCAUGGGUGGUUAGUAGAUCCUCAGAUUGAUGACAUUGUAAAAGCUGUUGGUAACUGCAGCUACAACCAACUAGUGGAGAAGAUCAUCUCUUGUAAGCAGUCAGACAACAGUGAGCUGGUUAGCGAAGGGUUUGUAGCUGAGCAGUUUUUAAAUAACACAGCCACUCAACUGACAUACCAUGGAUUAUGUGAACUAACUUCAACGGUUCAGGAAGGAGAACUUUGUGUGUUCUUUCGGAAUAAUCAUUUUAGCACCAUGACCAAGUACAAGGGUCUAUUGUACUUGUUAGUAACAGACCAGGGGUUUCUUACUGAAGAAAAAGUUGUUUGGGAAAGCCUCCACAAUGUUGAUGGAGAUGGAAAUUUCUGUGACUCAGAAUUUCAUCUUCGGCCACCUUCAGAUCCUGAAACUGUAUACAGAGGCCAACAAGAUCAGAUAGAUCAAGAUUAUCUCAUGGCAUUAUCUCUACAACAAGAACAACAGAGUCAAGAAAUAAAUUGGGAACAAAUCCCUGAAGGAAUCAGUGAUUUGGAACUGGCAAAGAAACUCCAAGAAGAAGAAGAUAGACGGGCUUCUCAAUAUUAUCAAGAACAGGAACAAGCAGCAGUAGCUGCAGCUUCUGCUUCUACACAGGCCCCGAGUCAGCCAGCACAAGCCUCUCCAUCAAAUGGAAGACAAUCUGGAAAUAGUGAACGUAAACGAAAAGAACCUCGAGAAAAAGAUAAAGAAAAAGAAAAGGAAAAAAAUAGUUGUGUCAUUUUGUAAGAAGUGCUAGAUUCUGUUGGAAUCAUCUGUAUGUCUCAAGAAACAGAACCACAGGAGGAAGAAAAGGAAGAAAAACCGAUAAAUACCGUCUGUGCCUGAUUUCCCAAUGGAUUUUGUUAAUGUUUUUCAGGGUAAAGGUUGUUACUUAGUUACAAUCAGACUUUUUCCGAGUCACACAGUACUCUCUUUAUGAGCUGGAGUUUCAUGUUACAAGUUGGAAAUGCUGUGUGUUGUCUCAUGAAAAAUACUGCACUUGUAGUCAAAUAAGUGAAUCACAGCAAAUUUUGUGUCAUAGUGACAUUCAUAACUCAUAUCAGUUAGUAAGCUAUUUUAUCUUCUGUUCUAACAAUGAAUGGAGAUAAUUGAUUUUGUCUGAUUCCUUCCUGAAAUCUAAAUAUUAGCACAAUAAUUUUUGAAGUGAAUUUUUACAAUGUUAAAUUAUGAUCUAAUCCACAAGAAACCAGGGGUUUAAUAUAGAAAUUUAAAAACAAAAAGUAGCAAGAGUAAAUAACCCUUUAUUGCAUAUUGGACUAGUUCAGCCCUUGAACAGCUUUACCUUUCUUUAGGAAUGUACAUUUUAGAUAUUAUCUUGAAAAGUGAUAAAGGAACUUGGGUGUAAUUUAGAUAGAAAAAAAAUAAAUAUUUGUAUUUCUUUUCCAAUAGCAAAAAAUUACAUUAUGCUAGUACUAAUAUCCUAUCAAAGCCAGAUAUUAAUGACUUUGUAGUAUUGUGGAAUUUUGAAGAAUUUUGAAACCUUUAACAUAGGUAACCUGGACCACAGUUACUAUUAACAAUGUGAUGAGUGUAAGGAGGAAACCACAGUGGAUGCUAGGUCUUGUAAAUAUGGGAGUGUAGGAAACCAGAUAGUUCAUCGUCUACCUUUUUCUAGAAUCUCCUUGAACUUUAAAUUUUAGAUCAUGUUUAUUUGCUAGAAAAUUAAGUAUAUUGUUAUAAUCAACAAAAAGCACAGUCUGAAAGGAAGUUAGAGAUAAUCUGAGUCUAGUGAAAAAGUACUAAUAAAAUUUUGUGUGAAACAGAAGAAUUUUGAGAAAUUUAUGUAAAAGCAAUCAGAUUUUUUAAUUUAUGAGAACCAAAUAAACCUAUAGCAUCUUGUAGUGUUUAUAGGAUUCAGAAAGAAUAUUUAUUGAACUUUAUUAUGAGGCAACACAUAUUUUCCUGUAUUUCUAGAUAUAGUUUGGAAAACUAUCCUUGAUAGUCCUUUUUAUAUGUUUUAUAUUUAAAAAUUUGUUUUACUCAUUUUGGAGAGACUAUUGCUGCUGCAAGUAGAUACGUAAUUUACAUCCUAAACCUCAGUAAAUGUGUUUGUCUAAGAUCAUCUUAAUCUAACCUGAGCAUCCACUUGGAGAAUGUUUUUGUGGGCUGGGAUGACAAUAGACUACAAAAUAAAAGUGGUCUAGAUUUCUUAAGCUGUCUUUAAUAUCAUUUUCUGAUCCAAAAUCAGUUGUAGGAUGAGUCUGUAUGUAAAAAGCUGUAUUAUUUGUAGAGGGAAAUACUCAAAGGAAAAAUCCAGGGUCAAGCUCUGUCUUUUAUGUCCUGUGUUGCAUGUUUGUUUUUGUUUUAUAGUAUGUUAUCCCUUCAGAUUUCCUAUGCUAGCAUGAUACAUCAUCAGACAACCUGUUUGGAGUAUAAAACUUGAUACAAAAUAUUUGGUGAAACUCUUCAUAACCUAGAAUAUGUAUACAUUGUAAUCAGAUGUACUACAGAAUUCUCUGUUGGCUCAAAUACGUUGACCUUAUUCCAAGUUUACUCUUGAUAACACUGGUUAUAGGAAGAAACUCAGAUCUUAAGGUUUGCUUGUCCCAAACAGAUAGUGACCAUACAUUACAUUUAAUUAAUAUAUAUAUAUGUUGAGCAGUUUAAGAAAUCAUAUUUGAGGCAUAUUGUCCAUAAUUACAUACUUAUUUAUUGCCCUUGAAAAUUAUUCUAUAUGUAGAAAUUAUUCUUCUGUUACUUGUUACUGUUUCUUAAUUUGUUCCAAAGAUAAUACUGCCAUUCUACAUUCCUUUUGGAAGAAAAAAAAACUUAAAACCAGCAGUGCUGCUAUCAGAUAAGUAGAUAUCAAUGUAUACUUAUAGAAAAUAAUUAAAGAUGUAAUAUGUUUGUUAAUUCAGUCUGUUCUGUAUAUUUCCAAGUCAGACUUUCUUACAUUCCUGGAAUUCAGUUUCAUAUACCAAGAACAAUAAUAAAAUGUUCAUUUUGAUUACUGUGGGGCAAAAUUAAAUGUUUAAUUCUAUUAAAACAAAUUUCUCAGAGAUACCGGUUUCCCAUCCUUGAAGGUUAUAAAGAAUUUAGAGUUAUUGUGUCUUAUUUUCUUAAAUUUUACCAGUUUACAAAUUAUAUAUUCAGAUUUUCUUUGCUGGUUUGGGUACAUUGGAACUUGAUAGUGGUAUAUUAAAGUCUUCACAGUAUUUUAUAAUACAUAUAUAUUGUUACAUAUAUACUUAUAGCAGAGGUUAAAAUUUAAUGAUUUUUGUUUUUAAUAUUUGUAAAUUAGAUUAGGGGCAUAUUUGCAUCAGCCAAUUGUUAGAACUAGUAAAAGAGGCAUAUGAAUGAAUAGAAAUGGUCACCAUACUUUCUUGUUCUUUUAAAACUUACUCCCCUUAUUUGUCAUUCUUAUUUAGCAAUGUGAACAUUCUCUUCAUAUCUAAUCCCAUUGAAUCAACAAUUCUGUGAUUUAUAAUAAGUUGUCAACACUUUUAUUUGUAUGUUUCUGAAGCAGGGACCCAUGUCAUCUAUAAGAUUCUCAAAGGAAUUUGGGAAAUUUCUCUCAAAUUUAAUAAUCACCAUUUUGAGAAUACACAGACAUAUAUACAGACUAUGAAGUUUGAAGCAGCUAAAAUUGACUUUGACUACUUCCUAAUAAAAUGCUGGUCUGAAGUGCUUAGGUAAAGUAAUUUCUUCCAACCGUUAGUAAAUUGAAUGAAACAUAGAUUUAAUUUAGGAUUAGAGUUUGGAAUAUAUGUUGUUUUAUUGUCUCGGAUUUCUGGGAUUUGACUACUUAUCCCAUAUAUUAUGUUUCUAAUUCUUCCUCCUACUUCUUAAUCUUAGCUUAAUAAAGUAAGUGUGUGUCAGAGAUUAGUUGCCUAAGCACAUUAGCCAUUUUGUAAUUGCACAGAAAGUUAACAUUUUGUUUUUAGUGAAUAACCAGUUCAGUUAACUAUGAUAGAAAAGAUGUUGACAGGAAAUAGGAUUAGAAGUAAAAUGGAAAUUUAAAGUAUCAAUAACAUGUGGUCCUUAUAUUAAUAUUGGUUUAAAGCAGAUCUUUAAAUUACUCCUAACGAAAAACCAAGGCAAGAAUUGCAGAACUUUUCUCCAUCAAUCUUAUUUAUUAAAAAAAAAAAAAAGUUAACCUGUUACAUUUUACUUUUCUAUGUAAUGUACCAGAUACUUUAGAAUAUGAUGGAAGUUUGCGCUUUACCUGUCACACAAAUGUGGGUAUACAACUUAAAACUAUAAUUGUAAAUAAUUAUAGUUUAAAUACAAUUGUAAAGUUGCUAAUGUUUGACAAAAUAAGAGUCAUUAAACAUAGUAUGUAAUUUGUAUUUUUGUAUUUUAAAGAACUGGAAAUAUGAGAUUUUAAUUCAUUUUACAUCCAGAAGUCUGACUUUUGCUGUAGGCAAACAUUCUGUGCUUCAACUUACUCUAUUUUUGUAAAGGAUGCUUUUUUUUUUUUUUUAAUUUAAGUCUUUGCACUCCUGAGUAAAAGACAUAGUAUGAACACAUAGUAAUGCUUAAAUAAUCAUAAAUAUCACAGCUUUUUGUUCUCAAAUGUGUACUUUUCCCCCAAUGGCAUAUUUCUUACAUCAGGUUUUUAAAUGCUGUCAACAUUUGUGAAAUUAUCUUGUAUCAUCAUCUCUUCCCUAAGCAUAUUUCACAGCUGUUUUUGUAACCUAUGGACUGUUGAGUCAAAAUCAAAAAAUUUGGGCACUAUAAAAAGCAUUUUAAAAAUCUAUGUUUUCCACUGUUUUUCAUAAAUCUCUCUUUAUUAGAUUCCCUUUGCCUUUUCCUCCAUGGAGCAAAGGGCAGUAAAAUCAGGUUGUAAUACAUACAUAUAAUGUUGUUUUGCAUUGAUGGAAUUCAUUCAGAUCUCUCAAGUACUGUCAGUUUUAGAGCUAUUUAAGGUCUACUUUAAGUGGAAAAGGUUAUUUGACAAUGUACAGUUAUCUUCCUUUUAAAAAAUUACAAAAUUGAAAGAAACCCAGAAUUUAGUCUCUUUUUAUAUUGAUGUCCAAUAAUUCUAAAGAGAUAGGAAAUUUUAUGGAGAGUUGAGGUUACUCUUCUCAAGUAAUAAUUUAAAGCAAAUUAAAUUUGAUCUCUAAGACUUCCUGAACAAUAUAAAUUGCAACUAGAGAUAAUGGAGUCUGAGGAACAAGUAAAUUGCAGGACCCUGCUAAGUUUAGCUUAUUUUUUCCCUAGCAAGUUUAGCUUAUUUUGAAAGUCUAUCAAAAUUAUAAUUCAUGUGUCUUACUUAAUUACAGCUUUCUACCAUUAGAAAUUGGAGUUUAGUAAAUUGUGAUAUGCAAAUAAAUUUUUACAUGAUAAAUUCUAGUUUCUAAUUUCACUUUUCUGAUCUCAAAAAGUUGAACUCAAACAGGGUAAAGUUUUCAACUGUUGCCUCAAGUUUAGCUUUGUCCUAUUGCCCUGAGAAAGAAGGUGGCUUAAAUUUGUCUGUUACUGAUAUUUUUCAGGGCAUGGUGAUAUCCCACUUAAAGUGUAGAAAAAUAUGGCAGAAAUACAAAACCUAAGCUUUAAGCCACGUAGACUUAAAGAACAAAAAGUGUUAUUAUUCUACAAGUCUCUACUUUUUUUUAUAUUCUGAGAAUUUCUUCAAAUCACUUAAUUUGUCACAACUUUACAAACUACAUACAAUUUUUUACUGUAACACUCUGCUUUGAGAAACAGAAAUGUCUCCUAGAUUAGAGUGCACAAAGAAAAAUUCUUCUGAAAGUGAUCCUGGAUUCUUUGGUCUAGUAGUUACAGCCUUAAAUAGAAAGUCAGGAAAUUGAAAUGCUCAUUUAAACUCCUUACUCAGUGACUGUUAAGAAGGGCAUAUAACAAAUAUGUUAUGAUAUGGAGCAGCUCUAACUAAUGAAUGAGUAUAAAAAUAAGAUAGGCAUUUAAUCGUUAAAGAUCAACUCCAUGUCUCUCAGUUUUGUGAGUUCUUUUUUACAAUUUAGUUGUAAGAUGCACUUUUUCCCCAGAGUGCACAGGAUAUAUUAGUUACACAGAUUUUAAGCUAAGGGUUGAAAAGCUUCCUGUGGUUAUCAAAAGCUUACCUUCUUCAAUAAAAUGACAACUAUUGUUUUCACAGAUCCAUCAGUCACAGUAUGAGUAGAAGACUGAUGUAUGACUGCUACACAACAGUCAGCAAGUGGAAUAAUCUUCACUUAAGAAACUUCAGAGGUACCCUGAAAGUCAUUUCCUAAAGUUAGUGCAAGUGAAUCUUAUUCCUUGAAUAGUGCAGAAUAAUCGCAUUUAUUGAGGCUUGUGUUUUGGGGGAGUAGCAGGUAAAAUGGUGUAAUGACUACAGAG